This is a messenger RNA of Talaromyces rugulosus, 1428 nucleotides long. RefSeq lists its product as uncharacterized. The transcript has a single exon. The record is from RefSeq and is a predicted model, not a curated record. The coding region runs from base 1 to 1428 and encodes 475 amino acids. NCBI's taxonomy places the organism in Eukaryota, Fungi, Ascomycota, Eurotiomycetes, Eurotiales, Trichocomaceae. Gene Ontology annotation, molecular function: protein binding.
AUGGCGACUUCUCCACCAGCAGCACCCGAAAUGGGAUCCUCUUCCACAAGCACAACGGCGGCUGCUGAUCCACCAGGAAAACUGUCGCCGAUGCGGCGCAUUUCCUCGAGUGCUAGGGAGCGCCUGUCGGUGUAUUCGACCGUGUCUCAAGCAUCUCAGCACCGGUCGCGCCCUGUGUCCCACGUGAACUCGCUCCUGCAUUCUAGCCUGCCGUAUGCUCUUGUGCGCGACUUUGCCUAUCCACAAACACAUCCUUUACAUUACGGUCCCGCUCCAGUCCCUUCGAGGACGUCUACUCCUGUGAGCGAGAGCAGGAGGCUUUCCGACCCCCAAUCUGGAUCAUGGGAUAUGUCUCGCACUUCGUGGUCAACAAGCAACUGGCCCUCUGAACCUUAUGGCAACCAGCAGCUUCCCGCUGUGUCAUUUGGCGAUGGAGGCCCGCCGUACAGUGAGGACGAGGAUCUCCAUAGCCCGAUUGUGACGUCUCGCCAUCGCAAGCACAAGUCAAUGCACAAUUAUGGUGGACGAGGACGAAGCCCUGGGAACAGCGGCCAUGAUUCCAUAUUUGCUCGCGGUGGCGACCGCGGCACCUUGGUGAGUAUAGACGGGGAUGGCAGCGAAACUUACUAUGUCAAGGACGACGAGGCAACCGAUGACGGGCCUGGCGGUGAUUUUAUCACAUAUCCAGCCCACCAAGGCCGGUAUUCCAUGUAUGCAUCGUAUGGGCAUUCCAACAAUGCAAACGUGACCUCAAACGACCCACAAUAUUUGGAAGGGCAAUACAUGUAUGCCGAUGACUAUUCAGACGCCGGCCAAUCCCGAUACUCGCGAGAUUAUCAAUUUUCCAUUGGGUCUCCAGAUGAAGAGAUGCACGGCAAAGCGGUUGCCUUGUUUGAUUUUACCCGAGAACACGAGAAUGAGCUCCCGUUGAAGGAAGGCCAAGUGAUCUUGGUUUCGUAUCGGCACGGCCAAGGCUGGUUAGUGGCUGAAGAUCCUCGGACAGGGGAAAGCGGGCUCGUCCCUGAAGAAUUCGUACGUUUGGUGCGUGAUAUCGAGGGUGGUCUCAACUCGCUGAACGUAGACAUCAACACCAUCGCCUUUGAGACGAAUAAUGUGCAAGCAAGCGCUAUUCCACCGACUGCAGAGACGGAUCCUGAAGAAGACAGAGGGAGGAAGGAAGAAGAUGCCGCUGUUUUGCCGUCUGAAAUCCUGCCCGCAACCAAUGGCAAUGGCAAUGACAAUCACCCUGAUAAACAUCAUCCUUCUGUGACUUCGACUUUUUCCACUAGUAGCCGUGACCUGAGCCCGUAUCCAUCGCACUUGUUAGGCGACGGCCAAGGCAAAGAAGACACCCCGGCUGAAGAGGAUCAACCUGCCGCAGACAAGGCCAUCGUGCCAAACAACGACAGUGGCAUGGUGCAUACCUGA